Balaenoptera acutorostrata (minke whale) is the source of this 1002-nucleotide messenger RNA. Its product is annotated as S-adenosylmethionine decarboxylase proenzyme-like. The record is from RefSeq and is a predicted model, not a curated record. Gene Ontology annotation, cellular component: cytosol. Gene Ontology annotation, biological process: spermidine biosynthetic process; spermine biosynthetic process. Gene Ontology annotation, molecular function: putrescine binding; adenosylmethionine decarboxylase activity. NCBI's taxonomy places the organism in Eukaryota, Metazoa, Chordata, Mammalia, Artiodactyla, Balaenopteridae.
AUGGAAGCUGCACAUUUUUUCGAAGGGACCGAGAAGCUGCUGGAGGUUUGGUUCUCCCGGCAGCAACCUGACUCAAACCAAGGAUCUGGGGAUCUUCGCACCAUCCCAAGAUACAAGUGGGACAUACUUUUGAAGGAUGUGCAAUGUUCAGUCAUAAGUGUGACAAAAACUGACAAGCAGGAAGCUUAUGUACUCAGUGAGAGUAGCAUGUUUGCCUCCAAGAGACGUUUCAUUUUGAAGACUGGUACCACCCUCUUGCUGAAAGCACCGGUUCCCCUGUUGAAACUUGCUAGGGAUUACAAUGGGUUUGACUCAAUUCAAUGCUUCUUUUAUUCUCGUAAGAAUUUCAUGAAGCCCUCUCACCAAGGGUACCCACACGGGAAUUUCCAGGAAGAAAUAGAGUUUCUUAAUGCAAUUUUCCCAAAUGGAGCUGCAUAUUUUAUGGGACGCAUGAAUUCUGAUUGUUGGUACUUGUAUACUUUGGAUUUCCCAGAGAGUCGAGUAAUCAAUCAGCCAGAUCAAACCCUGGAAAUUCUGAUGAGUGAGCUUGACCCAGCAGUAUGGACCCAGUGCUGCAUGAAAGAUGGUAUUACUGCAAAGGAUGUCACUCAUGAGAGUAGAAUUCGUGAUCUGAUACCAGGUUCUGUCAUUGAUGCCAUACUGUUCGAUCCUUGUGGGUAUUCAAUGAAUGGAAUGAAAUCAGAUGGAACUUACUGGACUAUCCACAUCACUCCAGAACCAGAAUUUUCUUAUGUUAGCUUUGAAACAAACUUAAGUCAGACCUCCUAUGAUGACCUGAUCAGGAAAGUUGUGGAAGUCUUCAAGCCAGGAAAAUUUGUGACCACCGGGUUUGCAAAUCAGAGUUCUAAAUGUCACACAGUGCUUUCUUUGCCGCAGAAGAUUGAAGGUUUUAAAGGUCUUGAUUGCCAGAGCGCUCUAUUCAGUGAUUACAAUUUUGUUUUUACCAGUUUUGCUAAGAAGCGGCAACAACAGCAGAGUUGA